This is a messenger RNA of Owenia fusiformis, 438 nucleotides long. NCBI's taxonomy places the organism in Eukaryota, Metazoa, Annelida, Polychaeta, Sabellida, Oweniidae. The record is from the annotation of a GenBank genome assembly.
GCGAAGAUCAUAUUGUGCAUGUGUCUAAACACAAAACUACAAGAACACAUCAUGCAGCACAAAUUGUGAUGCCAAACGAUAUGUAUAGCCUAGUGGACACAUAUAUACGUGUCAUACGGCCUGUAUGUGAUAAUGAACUGGUAUUUGUCAGUGGAAGGGGGGCAGCCCUGGGCUCAUUCCGCCUUGCUGAAUGGCUUGAGGAGAAGCAGUUGGGAAGACUGACAAUAAACCAAUUUCGAAAGAAGUUGGUGACAGAGGCAUUUGCUCAAGCCAAAUCGGCAAAGGAAACUAACAUAAUGGCUAAGCAUAUGAAACAUUCCGAAAAUACCCAAAAGACUGUGUACAACCUACAUAGUCAGGGGCAGAAUGCCGUGGAAGCCCACAGGCUAAUUAGGUCCUUGACAAGAAGUGAGAGGGUUACUGCUCCUUCUGCUACUG